AUGGAAAAAUUGCUUCAGUGGUCCAUUGCCGGUGCUAAUGGUGAUAAGGACACUUUGAAUAAGAUUGGUGGCCCAGACAAUAAAGCCAUUGCCGAACUUCUUGGAAUGGCGGGCCCUGAUGAACCAACAUUGAUGGUCGAGGCAAUGAGAGUGAUCACCAACCCAGAAGCCGAACUCGAGGCUAAAGAAAUUGCUUUUGAUAAUUUCGAAAUGUUGUCGGAAAACUUGGACAAUGCUAACAAUAUUGAAAACUUGAAGCUUUGGGAACCGUUAGUGGAACAACUUAAAGCAGAAGAAGAGCUUUUGCAAAGAUACGCUGCCUCAGUGAUUGGCACUGCCACCCAGAAUAAUCAAAAGACCCAAGAAGAUUUGCUCAAGUACCAACACUCUAUGGAUUAUCUUUUGAAUAUUUUGAAUGACCAGCAGGCGGGAGAACCACUCAAGAUGAAGUGUCUCUACGCCCUUUCAAACUUCAUAAGGCAUAAUGAAAAAGGUUACACAUUGUUCAAAGAAAAGAACGGAUGGCAUGUCAUUGACAAAGUUGUUUCUGGAAAACAGCUAAGUGCUAAAUUCAACCUUAGGUUAUCGUCGUUGAUGACUUCGAUCAUGUCUACUGGACCAUCUGACGAAAAAAAGACUCACAUUGAGAAAUUGUUCCCAAGUGAAAAGGCUCAGGAAAUUUUAAAAUCAUAUGAACACUAA
Saccharomycopsis crataegensis is the source of this 702-nucleotide messenger RNA. It is a transcript of the gene FES1, whose product is annotated as Hsp70 nucleotide exchange factor FES1. The record is from RefSeq and is a predicted model, not a curated record. The transcript has a single exon. Bases 1 to 702 code for a protein of 233 amino acids. Gene Ontology annotation, molecular function: adenyl-nucleotide exchange factor activity. Gene Ontology annotation, cellular component: endoplasmic reticulum. Lineage: Eukaryota; Fungi; Ascomycota; Saccharomycetes; Ascoideales; Saccharomycopsidaceae.